GGAGGUGGCAGCUGUGGGAGGAGGCGGCGCGAGGCCCGGGAGCUCCGGCGUGACCAAUCCCGCGUCUCGGCCGCGACCCCUGAGCCCGCAGCGCACCCGAGGCGAAGCCGGCCGGAUGGGCCGCUGAGCCCGCGUCGGGGACCGGUGAGGGCGGUGCGGGGGCCGCGUCGAGCCCCCUGGAGCCCAAAGCAGGAUGUUCCGCUUCAUGAGGGACGUGGAGCCUGAGGAUCCCAUGUUCCUGAUGGACCCCUUCGCUAUCCACCGCCAGCAUAUGAACCGGAUGUUGUCAGGCGGCUUUGGAUACAGCCCCUUCCUCAGCAUCACAGAUGGCAGCAUGCCAGGGACCAGGCCUGCCAGCCGCAGGAUGCAGGCUGGGGCCGUCUCUCCCUUCGGGAUGCUGGGAAUGUCUGGUGGCUUCAUGGACAUGUUUGGGAUGAUGAACGACAUGAUCGGCAACAUGGAACACAUGACAGCCGGAGGCAACUGCCAGACCUUCUCAUCCUCCACUGUAAUCUCCUACUCCAACACGGGGGACGGUGCCCCAAAGGUCUACCAGGAGACCUCCGAGAUGCGCUCGGCACCAGGCGGGAUCCGGGAGACUCGGAGGACUGUCCGGGAUUCGGACAGUGGCCUGGAACAGAUGUCCAUCGGGCAUCACAUCCGGGAUCGGGCUCACAUCCUGCAGCGCUCGAGGAACCACCGCACGGGGGACCAGGAGGAGCGGCAGGACUAUAUCAACCUUGAUGAGAGUGAGGCUGCAGCUUUUGAUGACGAGUGGCGGAGGGAGACAUCCCGAUUCCGGCAGCAGCGUCCCCUGGAGUUUCGCCGACAUGAAGCCUCUGGAGGUGGAGGACGGAGGGCUGAGGGUCAACCCCGCCUGGCCAUCCAGGGACCCGAGGACUCUCCCUCCCGACAGUCCCGCCGCUAUGACUGGUAAUGGGCUGAGAGGCUGAGAAGCCAUUCCCUAAAAUAACUUUCCUCUCCCACUCCUACUCCCACUUUAAUAUUAAAUUAACAGGCAAGCUGGCCCCCACCUCUCCCUGGGGGUCUCAGGGAGAACCUUUCACUGCCCCCUGGCCCUCCUUUCCCCCUCUUCUUAACCUCUUCCCACCUCUAUACCCCUAACAGAACUCCUCAUUUUGCUGCUCCAUCUUCAAGCCACCACCUUCUUCUAUCUGUCCCUUUUAUGCAACCCCAGGAAUUUGGGGUGAGCUCUGGGCCAAGAGACCCCCUGCAUCCCUCAGCUACCCUGAAUCUUUGCCCACUUCCUUGGAUUACCCCCCUAGUCCCAGGGCUGUGUGUGGAGAGAGAGCUCUGGUUCCCAGCUCCCUCUCCCCAUCCCUGCACAUCACAAAAAUCUUCUCCAUCACCUUCCUCUGCCUUUAUUUUUUUGAUUUGUGCAACUUGUAACUAGGUGUUUAUGGAAUAAAGGAGAAUGGAAAAAAAAGACCGAGUAGGAUUCUGACUUCAACUUUUUAUUUCUGCCUCAGUUUCAGCCCUUCUCUUUUGAGACAUCUUCUUUGAGGCAUUCUUGUAUUGGGAGGAGAAUAUGUCUACCAAUCUCUGCUCCAAGCAAACUCAUUUAACUAGAGACAGGUGGAAGGGAGAUUCUGCACCACUGGGACUUCCCCCAGUGUUGCUAUGCCGUACCCAGGUGAUACCUAGGCUCUAGCCUGAGCCCCCCUGCGAGGCAGGUAAGCCAUCUCUCUGCCUCCCCUGCCCCCCUCCCCAUCUAUUUGUUUAUAUGAGGGAGGGAAGGAGAGAGAGAACCAGAGUUUAUCUAUGGGACAUGUGAAGAUGGGGAUCCAAUCCUGAACCUCAUGAUUUAGGGUCUUAAUGUUCUAUCCACUGCACCCCACCUUAUCCAUGGCUGCCCCCCCAACCCCCAAGAUACUAUUUAUCACUUCAUGACAUUAUGCUUGGGAUUUCGUGGCCGCCUUAACUGGAGUUAGAAGAGCCCAGCCUUCCCUCAGUGGCACUGGUUGGUGAGAAGCAGCUAGCUUCACCAGGCUAGGUCAUGAGACAGAAAACGUAAGCAGCUGUCUCGCUGGCUGUCUUCCUGCUUUUGUUGUGACGUCAUUCUUGGAGAGGAAUGUAGGGCAAUGCUCGUUGGGGCCUGAGGGAUUUGCUGGCCCUCUGCCCUUGGAUACAAUUUCUCCCCUGGACUAUGGGAACACUUGAACAGAGAAAGAAAGAGCCCAAAUAUUUUUUGGGGGGUGUCAUUCAGGUCAGCAGCAUUCUUUCAAACUUCUGCCCCCUAGUUGUUGAGAAUUUGAACCCAGGGAGGAGAGCAGAGAAGAAACCAAGCUGGAACCUGAGUGCUACUGGAAGGGAGUGAGGUGCUCAAGUUUCUCAAGACUCCUGCUUGGCCUGGCUCAGGCAAGUGGGUCACACUGUUCCUCUUGGGGACUUACUUCAUGAUGGCAAAUCUGAAGACUUCCAUCUUAAUUUCCCCCCCCAUUGGGUAAAUCAAAAGGAACAAGGAGGGGGGGGCCAGAUGUUAAGUACACAUCACUAUGUCAAGGACCUGUUGGGGGGAUGCUUCACCUUUGGUGAAACAGGUCUGCAGGUAUCUCUAGCCCACCUCUCAAUUUGUCUCUGUUAUGUCAAAUAAAAUAGGGGAGAAAAGGAAAAAUGGCCACUGAUGGGAACCAUGGAUUCAUAGUGCUGGCACCAAGUCCCACUGAUAAACUUGGUGGCAAAAAAAAAAAAAGCAAGGAGGUAGUGCUUAAGGCUCUUCCUGUUGAGGGGGUUCCUGUGCCAUUGGUGUGUCUCUCUGAAAAAGUCAUGCCAGAGCAGUGAUUAAUGAGCAGAGAUGAAUUCAAGUUCAACCACCAGGCACUGGCCUUCCAGUUCAAGGCAGGUCUUAAUAAGCAGGGCUGAAGAAGAAGCAUCGCUGGGCUGCCAGUGUCUGUAUCUUUCCCUCUAUAUCGCUUCCCCUCUCAAUUUUUCUCUUGUUUUUACCCAAUAAUGAAUAAAUAAAUAUUUAAAAAAUAAUAAGAA
This is a messenger RNA of Erinaceus europaeus (western European hedgehog), 3003 nucleotides long. RefSeq names its product myeloid leukemia factor 2 (gene MLF2). Gene Ontology annotation, biological process: regulation of DNA-templated transcription. Lineage: Eukaryota; Metazoa; Chordata; Mammalia; Eulipotyphla; Erinaceidae. The coding region runs from base 194 to 937 and encodes 247 amino acids. The transcript is spliced from 9 exons. Gene Ontology annotation, cellular component: nucleus; cytoplasm. The record is from RefSeq and is a predicted model, not a curated record.